UCAGAAGAAUGUAUUGGCGUCAUCGGCAGCUGAUUGGCCGCCGUCUUGUGUCUGUCAGGGCUCGCAGCUGUCGGUGUGAACGGAGCCACUAAUGUCCCCUCAGUGCCCCCCCAGUAAUUGGCCUCAUUACCCGUCUGGAGAGAAUAGACUGCCCUCAUUAUAAGCUUAGGCUUGUGCUCCAUGACGCAGGCUGUCCGGGUCACCAAGCCGGGCACCCUGUAUGGUGUAUAAGGAGCGCUGCCCGGACACAUCGCUAUGCUAAUAGAGGGGCGUGUCUGGGAGGACCAGUGAGUGCAGGCGCCGCCACAGCGAUACCUCAUAUAUAAAGUAGUGAGGGGGAGAGCGCCGCACACUCAUUGCGGAUUACUAGCCCGAGCGGACCGGCCUGUGUGUACUGUACUGGAUCGCUCCGAGCUGGCAGCAUGGCAGAAGAGGAAGGCGGCGUGUGCCCGGGCUGCGACAGCACUAACUGCAACGUCCUCAGCUGGGAGCAAGUGCAGCGCCUGGACGCCAUCCUCACCGAGACCAUCCCCAUCCACGGACGGGGAAACUUCCCCACUCUGGAGAUGAAGCCGCGGCAGAUCGUGAAGGUGGUGCGGUACCGCCUGGAGGAGAACAACAUCAACGUGCGGGACGUGCGGCUGAACGGCUCUGCGGCCAGUCACAUCCUGCAUGAGGACAGCGGGCUGGGCUACAAGGACCUGGACCUCAUCUUCUGCGUGGACCUGAAGGGGGAGGCCGAGUUCCAGACCGUCAAGGAUGUGGUGCUGGACUGUCUGCUCGACUUCCUACCCGAAGGGGUUAACAAGGAGAAGAUCACCCCGCUCACCCUCAAGGAAGCUUAUGUACAGAAAAUGGUGAAAGUGUGCAACGAUUCGGACAAAUGGAGCCUGAUCUCCCUCUCCAAUAACCAUGGCAAGAAUGUGGAGUUGAAGUUUAUGGAUUCCUUGAGGAGGCAGUUUGAGUUCAGUGUCGAUUCCUUUCAGAUUAAGCUGGAUUCUCUUUUGUUAUUUUAUGAGUGCUCAGAGAACCCAAUGACUGAAACUUUCCAUCCAACUAUUAUUGGGGAGAGUGUGUAUGGGGAUUUCCAGGAAGCUUUUGAUCACCUUUGUCACAAGAUCAUUGCCACCAGAAACCCUGAGGAGAUCCGUGGAGGUGGCCUUUUAAAGUACUGCAACCUUUUGGUAAGGGGCUUCAGGGCAGCUUCAGAGUCCGAGAUGAAGUCCCUGCAGAGGUACAUGUGCUCUAGAUUUUUCAUUGACUUUUCAGACAUUGGAGAGCAGCAAAGGAAGCUGGAGUCUUACCUGCAGAACCACUUUGUAGGUUUAGAAGACCGCAAGUAUGACUAUCUCAUGACUCUACAUGGUGUGGUCAAUGAAAGCACAGUAUGUCUCAUGGGACACGAAAGAAGGCAGACUCUGAGCCUUAUCACCAUGCUCGCCAUCCGAGUGCUGGCUGAACAGAACAUUAUUCCCAACGUAGCCAACGUAACAUGUUACUACCAGCCAGCCCCCUAUGUAGCAGAUGCCAACUUCAGCAAUUACUAUAUUGCCCAGGUGCAGCCUGUUUUCACAUGCCAGCAGCAUACCUACUCCACUUGGCUACCCUGUAACUAGGACUGCCUGAGGAGGACGCUCCAUCUCCAUAUUAAGCAGGGGCAUACCCAGUUAUGUAAUAAGGUGUGAGUUUGACAACGAUGGUCUGCUCUAGGUUCAUAUCUUUGUGAAGCUUGUGGUUCAUAUAGAAUUCAUGAGAGCACAACCAGGAUGAUAAGCUCCUAAUAAAUUGGGUGCAGCCCCAGAGCACAAAGCAACCUGUCGUUUAAAGCUAGCGUCGCCUCCUGUAGUAUGGGAAAGGAGACCUGCUUAAUGUAAGUACAGGUUGGCAGUCCUGCUCACUUUACAUUUGAUAGAAAGAGGUUGGUUAGUCAAAAGGAAUUUGCAAAAAGGAGUAAAUGCUCUUUAACAUGUCCUUCUGAAUUUCAAUAUCUGUAGCAACGUGUGAAGGAAGAUGCUAGACUAAGCAUUUGGUGAUCUCGAGUCACGUAGAAUGUAUAACCUGCCUGCUCGCAUAAAAUGCUUUCUUGGACAUGGUGAACUGCAGUAGGGUGGUACAGUACUUGCAACUGUAAGAUAAGCCUAUUUCCAGAUAUCUGCACCAAUCACAUUGUACAAAUGUGACAGUGCUUAGAGAGAUAGUAGCAAAUGUAACGCUUGAGGACCAAAGAUUUCUUAAAGAUACAUACCCAAAACAGGAGGAGGAGAGGAGAUGUUAUUUGUGUACCUGUUUAUUUACUGUAUCAAAGUGCCUGUUUCCAACAUAUCUUUGUGAGUAAACCGCACAUUUUCGUUUAUCAGGGAUUUGAAAAUUUAAAACAAAAAAGGAGUUAAAAAAAAAAUUUCUAAUCUAAAUCCUGAACUUGUGAUGAACAGUGCAGUACAUGUCAUAUUUUUCCUUGGCAGACACUUGUAGAAGAUUUAUUUGUGAACUCUUUGCAUAGUCUCGCAGUGAGUGAGACGGAUUGAACUGUAGAUACAUGUAGCACUUAGAGAAUGUUCCAUGAAGAUCUGAGUGUUGGCCAGAUUCUCGGUAGAAAAGCCUUCCAAUGAGGUUUCAGCUCAGACCUGGAAAUUCUGUGAAAUUAACCCUUCUGACAAUGUCUUGUCUUUAAUCAUUCCCCUUUAAGAAAGCCUAGAGCGUGGAGGUGUUGGCAGAUAAAGAUCAGUCAGUGGAGUAUUCUAGAAUUCAUUCGAAACUUAAUGGCGAUCCAAUAAAGUCCUCAGUGGAUCUCCAGUCUGCUCCAUCUGUUUGGAUCAAUGCAUUGCUGCAUAAUAGAACACUAGAGGUAUUUAAUGUGAAAACUAGCUGAAUUGCACGGCUCUUGUAGCUCAGUCUUUGUCUGUAUCAUAACUUUGCUGUUAUUUCAGAGUUUACAAUGUUGGUACUGUAACGCAUACUCAGUGUCUCUGAAUGAAGCAGCUUUUCCAUUUACUCUGUAUUUUGCAGGCAGACCCUAUAUCUAAUGUUAACCCUCCAGGAGCCAGGGUUCCACACAUUAUUUUGUAUAGCAAUACAACAUUCAUCUCAGCAGGGUACAGCAGACAGCAGGACACUGUGAUAAGUAACGUAUGGCAGCCCUGGACAGCCCCUUGUUUACUACUAGUUGUGAUUUAUCUUUUGGGCCUGCCGUUGCUCUUACAGUCUGUUGCCGCCAUCUGAUGUGCACAGACAUGACUGAUAGAUUCAGUAUCUGGAUUCAUUUAUUGUUUCCCAGCUCCUGGAGCUUACUAAAUCAUUGCUAAAGUAGAACUAUGCACUUUUGCCUGGCCUUUUGUUCCUCAGAUGCAGGGUCUUCUUUGUAAAUCACUGCAAGUAUGGCCAUUUGGACGCCAUCAUAUCCAUAUGUUGCUGGCUUUUGUUAGUGACAUAUUUACUUGCCUGUUGCAGAAGUGAGGUGUUUUCUAGUUAUUGGCAUGAGAUAUCAGAAAUUUGUGUAUUUUGCAUGUCUGAUAGAACUCUUGUGCCAAAUAAGACCCUUUAAUCCUGGUAGCAGUGUGUUGACAGCUUAGUAACCUGUACAGAUCACUAUUGACACUGUGCAGAAAAGUCCUAUUUAACCUCAGCAGCAGCAAAGUCUUUGAGCUGAAGUGCCGUCGGGUCUGGCAGUUUAGUGGUUAAGUCUGACUCUGGCCCCCAAGGCUUCUUUUGAGGCUAUUUGCUGGGAUUGAAAUCCUGUCAUUGUUCAGAGUUCUGGAAAUUGCUAGAUCGAAUAUCUGUCUCCCUUUUUCCCCCUUCAUAUCCAGUCUUUAAAUGCUGUUUUAGCAGGAAUCUGAUUUGUUUACUGUAGCACCAUUCCUGUGAAUUUAGCAGGAUCUGUUAAAGCUAUUGCACUGCCACUCUGUUUACACGGACAUUUCUGGCCUUUUCUGUGACUGCUCCUGUCUGUUUUCUGUUUGGUAGAUGGAGAGCCCUCCGUGAUUGAUAGUGAAGCGAGGGGCGCCAUUCCUAGGAUGCAGACAGUAAAUCAGAAUUGAGAUGUGCGUGUCUAAAUCAAACAGUAUCCAUAGAUAGAUUCACAGGUCAGGAAGGGGAUGGCUGGGGAAAUAGGAUCAGCUGGUGACGGGGUAUAGCCACAACUAUUUGCAUUGCACAAAUAGCUCAUCUCUUAGUGUUAGGUGUGGAAAUACAUCUAGUUCUAGCACAAGCACCACUAUAGGAUAUCCCCCGGUAGAAUGCAAUCUUUACACCACGUUUAUUAUUAUUCUACAUUUGACAUUUCACUUAGUUCGGACAUUUUUGGAUUUUACGCUUGGCUGCAGCUGGUCUCCUUUCCAGCAGCCAGGACACAGAUGUACUUGUUCUACCCAUAGUUUAUUUAGGCUUUAAUGCACAUUUUAUUCAUCAUGGUUCCCAACCCCAUUUUCUGCAGUAUUUCUGUACAGCCUUUUCUUGUAGCAAUCAGUGGAAAUGACUUGUCUGUCAUCCAAUAUGUUGCAAUUGGAGAAUUUGCAGGCGAGACAAAGCCCCCUUUGAAAUCCUUGACUCCUUAAACACCAGCCAUUGGACAGUUUGUAUGGCAGACGGAUUUAUUGCUAAUCUUUGUCGAGAUAAACCUAAUACAAAUGUGAUGAAACAUCAGAACUCUUUCAAGCCAAACCAUUGUAUUUUGUCGCACAAAAAAAAAAUGCACGGGUGUUGUCUAAGGGGAGGGGGGGGGCAGUGUUAACUUUGUACUUUCUUAAUAUUAUUUUGCUUUCCACACUGAUGCUUUUACUUUCCGUACAUAUAUUUUAUUCAGAGUUUUAAAUGAUUCAUGUAAAAUGCUUUGUACAUGACUUGUAUUCUGUUGUUGGUUGAUGACUUUGCCAAUUAAAAAGAAAAAAAAAAUACAACAGAGAAAAUUAUAACAAAAAAAAAAAAAUUUUCUUGAAAUAUUUCCUUGUAGACUUUAAUGUCUUAGAGAUAAUUCUGCCAAAGCAGAAAUAUAUUUUACAUAUCUAUAACAAUGUGUGGUGGUUUUUUGCAAACUGGGGAUUUCAACGUAAAGUAAUUGGAGAUGUAAUAUGAGGUUGCAUGCGAGCGAAGAAGCUGCAAACUAGAGAAUUCUAAUAGGAAGUAGCUUGGCUCACUGUGCUCUCAACCUUUCUCUAUAGAAUAUGAACCCUGCCUCUUUGCAGCUGCAGCUUCUGCUCCCCUGGAAUACAUUGACCGCAAGCUAAGGACAGGCAGAAGAGCCGAUGGGAUACACGGGCUGCUGGCAUUCAUAGUUAGAGAAAGGAUUGUGAAUCUUGUUUACAGCGUCCAAUAUUUGG
Messenger RNA from Hyla sarda, 5312 nucleotides. RefSeq names its product terminal nucleotidyltransferase 5A (gene TENT5A). NCBI's taxonomy places the organism in Eukaryota, Metazoa, Chordata, Amphibia, Anura, Hylidae. The transcript is spliced from 2 exons. Bases 423 to 1616 code for a protein of 397 amino acids. Gene Ontology annotation, biological process: mRNA stabilization. The record is from RefSeq and is a predicted model, not a curated record. Gene Ontology annotation, molecular function: poly(A) RNA polymerase activity; RNA binding.